AUGGCAACUGUCUACGACCAGAGCCUUGCGCCGCUGAAAUGUGACAACGGUGGCACUCUUCUGUCCAGGAUCGCUGCGACUACCACAUCGUGGGGGAGGCUUGGACAUUUGUGCAAUGUGGCGACACUGCGUCUUUGCGGUAUUUCGCCCUCCUCUGCCUUUCGCCUCUUCGCUUUCGCUCCCGCCGCCCGCCGCCUGUGGCGCGGCAUCCGACGAGCCCUCCUCGUCUACACGACGACUUCGCCCGAGCCCGUCAUCUCCGACGCCUUCGCCGCGGACACCGAUGACGCCUCCAGCGACCCCGUUUGCGGCUCCGUCUUCGACGCCUUCGACACCACCCUCAUCGGUCCGGAGGAGCGCCACAAGCUCCCUGUGCGCCCGUCCGACCAUGCCGACUACGGCCUGUGGCACGCCCGCCUCGGCCACUUUGGCAGGAACAAGAUCAUCGGGCCACUGCGCUACAGAGGCCACCCGAGUCAGCCGACCAAUCGCCGAGUCUACACCCACUUCGGCGAGCGAGUCGCGUCCGAUCUCUGCGGCCCCUUCAAGCUUCUGCCGUUCAGCAUCCACAAGUUCAAGUUCGCCACAAACUUCGGCAUCAACCUCGGCCACGACCCGCGGCGCUCCAAGUACCUCGUCUACAUCCCCGCCGUCCGGCGGAUCAUCUCUACCGCCGACGUCAUCUUCGACGAGUUCUCCUUCACCACCCUCGGCGGCGCCUGGCAACCCUUCAAGAUCCGCGGCGCCGUCGAACAAGAACGCCCUCAAGUCCCCGAGGCGAUCAUAGUCUACUACCUUGGCCCGGGAGACGGAAGGGCGGGCGGGCGGAGGUGGAACUAUCUUCCCAAGCGGGCGGGCGGGGACGGAGCACGGACGGAAGUGGCGGGCGCGGUGUGGAGGUCGUUGGGCUACAUGUACAUGUAA
Molecule: messenger RNA, 924 nt
Organism: Emiliania huxleyi CCMP1516
Lineage: Eukaryota; Haptophyta; Isochrysidales; Noelaerhabdaceae
Exons: 5
Coding region: 1-924 (307 amino acids)
Source: RefSeq, a predicted model, not a curated record